CACUUACAAAGCUAAUGAUUUUGAAGAUUUAUUAACCGCUAUAGUAACAACCUUGGUAUUUAUCUAUCAUUACUGAGAAAUUUUAAUGCACAAUAUUCAAAAUCUAUAUCAUUUGUUAAUAAUUGGUAUGAAAAAUUUAUUGCCCCAGGUAACUUUCACUUCUUUUGUUUUAACAAGCACUGCGUCGCCAUUUUCGCAUCUUUGUUCGUUAUUACCGAUUGCUACCAAAUUAUUUACCACUCCGAUGCCACUCAGAAAGAAGACUAAUGAGGUGGUAACAAGGGGUCGUAGUAAAUCAACUAGUCGGGGUACUUCAAAAAUUCGUUCACGAACCCCAAGCUCUGCACGGUCUCGAUCAAAAACACCUACUAGGCGAGCGCGUACGCCGGCCUCUGAGUCCAAGGUGAGGCGUAGACGUUCUCCUAGCCCUGACCCUAGUGAAGAAUCUGUGAAAAGUGUUACAAAAACAACCCAGUAUACUGAGACUGUGUUUGAUCGCCCUGCCCAAACGGACGUAUUAAAAUCAUUGCCUCUAAACCAUGGACUAUCUCGUUUUUCCCAAAAAAUUGUCAAGAAAAUAGAAACAGAAAAACCAACUCAUAUCUAUCAGGAAGGACUAGUUCACAAGUCGGAAGCGACCCAACUACACAAACCAGUAACACUAACUCCACUCUUGACAAAUUAUCGUAAAACGUUGUUUAGUCCAACUGUUGUUGCCAUUAUUCAAGUACUGUUCAUUGUACCAUUUGUUUACUGGCUGAAUCUUCUGAUAUUCGCACCCGUUUCAAUAAGCAAUUUUUCUGGAGAAAACAAAAGCUUAUGGGAAUCUGCGUUUCCACUAAUUGAAAUUCUUUGGCCAACAGGAGAUAACAAAAGUUUGUGGGGUCCUGCACGUCCAUUCCUUGGAGUUCUUUGGCCAACUGACUGGCACAACUAUAUCAAUAUCCAGAGUUCCGUGCUCGUUUUCAUGUAUCUUUUGUUACAGUGUCUAGUUGCUCGUUUUCUCCCUAUUGGUCGAAUGGUUACUACAGGGCUCCGAAAUAUCGACUACCGCUGUAAUAGCCUGAUAUCUUUUGUCAUCUUCAUCGGGUUGUUUGCUUUCGCUGAAAUCUCCGAGUGUACUACAGUCAGGAAUUUAAAACCAAGUCAAAUGCUCCCAAACCUGUGGCUCAGUUUACUGACUUCAUCUUGUUUGGCUUCUCUUUUUUUAUCGUUGGUUGCGUAUUUCGCCUCUAAGACAGUUGUACGCUAUACAAGACAAUCAGCGGCCAAAACAAGUAGUAUUUUCCUUGAUUUCUGGUGUGGUCGUCACGUACGACCUCAGUGGCUUGGUAUUGACUGGAAAAUGACUAUAACACGAUCGGGAUUGAUGGCAUUGCCCCUAAUAGACUUAACGUAUAUAUUCAGACAGUAUGAGCAAUAUGAACGCAUUAGCCCGGCUCUUGCUGCGCAUGCUCUUAUGCACGCCUUAUGGGUGCUUGACUUCUUCAUCUUCGAGCAUGCCUUUUCCUUUACUUACGAAAUGCAAUCCGUAACAUUUGGUUCUUGCUUUAUUAUCAGUCGACUAGUCGCUCUACCUUUCGUGUGUUCCAUAACAAGUUCAUACUUGUCUUCAAGACCUGAUGUUGGCCGACAGCUAACUAGUUUUUCAAAACAUAGUUGUAAUGCCUGGAUUAUGGGAAUUUCUAUGGUUUUAUUUUUACUGGGAUUAUGGAUUCAUCGUAGAUCAAACAACCAGAAAGAUAGAUUCAGACGUGAUCCUCACGACCCAUCAUUCGCUAAUGCUGAAAUAGUUGUUGGACCAGGUGCUCAGCGAUUACUAGUUUCAGGUUUAUGGGGUUAUGUUCGCCACCCGAAUUAUGUGGGUCACAUUAUUAUGACCGUGGCAAUGCAGGUUCCAUGCGGUGAGCUUUAUUGGUUUUUAUGUGAAUAAAAGAGCAAUAUUGCUUGUAUGCGUGUUUUUCGAAAUUGAUCUUUAACACUGAAUCUGUACUCAACAUAUGUAAAGAUAAUUCAUAACUUCUUCAAGAUUGAGUAUCUAAAUCACAGAGUUUUCCGGACGAUUGUCAGAAUUGUUUACAGUCACCUGGGUAAUUGCCGGAACAAGCCUGUGUUUGAAUUGACACUCGUAUUGACCGCAUUAAUCUUAUGAAUUACCGUUGGCAGUUAACACUAACUUCCCACCUUUCUCUUUUUAUAGGUCUUGACUCUCCACUGUUAUGGGGGAUUUCCGCUAUCACAAUUCUCAACAUUAUUCAUCGUUCUAUUGUUGUAGAGGAUGUUUGUUUAAGAAAGCAUGGUCCAGCAUGGCAAAAGUACACAGCAUUGGUGCCGUAUCGAUUCAUACCUAAAGUUUUUUAAUUUCUACUUAUUUCAUAAUAUUUAUUGCAUUUAUGUCAAUGUGUUUCCUAUAUUUUUCGCUCAAUGGUCAAUUCUUAUAAACUUUAAUGUUUAUAGAUUUAAUGCUCUUUGUUUCAUGUGAACUUUUAGAAUUCUUCAAAUUGGCAGCAUACAUAUAUCAAAGUUUUGUCAUGACAAUCUAUUAGGUGUACAGUUUUCUAUUUAACCCUUUUUUACUCCCAAUGUUUUAUUCUAAUAAUAAGUCGAUGUUUUUUUAAUCUAAUUGCUUAUCCCCAUGAAGAAUUACAAAAAAAACAUAGUUUUCUAGAAAAUUGUAAUAGGCUUAAAAAGAAUUUUAAGCGUGUAUUCGUGACUCAUGAAAUGUUUGUAACCAAAAAGAAAUCAAUUCUAGGAUAUGUAUAUGUUGGUCAUCCUUCAAUUGGUUUGUAGAAAAGAGUUGACACAAAUUUUUGCCUGAAGCGUGUGAUUACACUGAGUACGACUACACCGUCCUGAAGAAAAAUAAAAGUAACAAUAAUUGUUUAAUUCAAUCAUCCAUUUUGGAACCUUUUAAGGAGGCGAACGUUAAACGCCAUCGCUUUAUAAAUAGUUUUAACAACGCACAAAUACUGUAUUUGGUUACUUUUAUUUACUUACGCCUGUCACCCCUCAUGGAAGAGCUUAGGCUGCCCACUAGCACUCUCGGUCCAACCUUGUCCUUGGCAAUCCUUUCCACUUCUUCCCAGUUGUUAUUCACCGUUUCCAUAUCUGCUAUUUCCCAGCAUAAUGUGUUCUUUGGCCUUCCUGUUUUCCGCUUUCUUCGAGGAUUCCAAGUUAGCGCUUGCCUCAUGAUUUGCCUAAUGUAUGUCCUAUCCACCCCCAAUGUCUUUUCCUAGUUUCCUCUUUAGUUGCAAGCAGGUUUGUCUUGAGUAUUUUGAGAAGACAACUAUUUAUAAAUACUCUUACCUUCUUGAUGAUGGUCGUAGUAGUUCUCC
Schistosoma rodhaini is the source of this 3335-nucleotide messenger RNA. Lineage: Eukaryota; Metazoa; Platyhelminthes; Trematoda; Strigeidida; Schistosomatidae. The record is from the annotation of a GenBank genome assembly.